AUGCUCUUCUUGGCGGUGGGCCCAGCCCUGACUGCAGGGGAGAGCACCCCCUCCUGGGAGCGGCUGGGGCAGCCGGGAGCUUCCCCCCACUGCCAGCGCCUGCUGCUGGAAGCCCGGACUCCUGGGUUCUGUUGCUGGUCUGCGGGCCCCAGACUCCGGGUGCUGUCUCAGGAUAAGGAAUCCGUCGGGUUCACCGCGCUCCCCAAUCAGCUGCAUCGGAAAUGUGUGAAGGAGGGAUUUGACUUUACUUUCAUGGGGGCAGUCUUCCCCCUCCCCAAGGCCGACGUGAGGUGGAUGGAGCGAGGGGAAGAGCCGUGGGGCCCUGAUCUCCCCUCCCCCGAGGCUGGGGGGACCCCCGGUGAAACCCACACAGCAGCUGCUGGGGCAGCCGCACCCCCGACCCACUGCCGCAAGCCGGCCGGCCGCUCUUACCAGUGCCCGGAGUGCGGGAAAUCCUUCCGGCAGAGCUCGCACCUCCUCCAGCACCAGACCACGCACACGGGCGAGCGGCCCUACCGCUGCCCCGACUGCGGCCGGGCCUUCAGCCAGAGCUCCGACCUGGUGCGGCACCAGCGCGUCCACACGGGCGAGCGCCCCUACCGCUGCCCCGACUGCGGCCGGGCCUUCAGCCAGAGCUCCAACCUGCUCCAGCACCGGCGCGCCAACUCCGGCGCCCGCCCCUUCCGCUGCGCCCAGUGCGGCAAGGCCUUCGGCCGCAGCUCCCACCUGCUCAAGCACCAGGCCACCCACUCCGGCGAGCGGCCCUUUGGCUGCGCCGAUUGCGGCAAGCGCUUCGGCCACAGCUCCAGCCUGCUCCAGCACCAGCGGGUCCACGCCGGCCAGCGGCCCUUCGGCUGCGCCGACUGCGGCAAGAGCUUCCUGCAGAGCUCCGACCUGCUCAAGCACCGGCGCGUCCACACUGGGGAGAAGCCCUACACCUGCGGGGAGUGCGGGCGCGGCUUCAGCCAGCGCUCCCACGUGGUCAAACACCGCCGGGUCCACAGCCGGGGCAAGCCCUGAGGGGGCGGGGGGGUGAGAUGGGGGGCGAUCGGGGGGCAGAUGGGGGCAGAUGAGCUGGAGGAGGGGAGAUGGGGGCGGAGGAGCUGGAGGGAGGUGAGAUCGGGAGAAGACGGCCCAUGGGGACAGCUCCCACAGGGGACAGCUCCGGCCACCGGACCCCUGAGAGACUCUGCCACGGGGCAGCCCAGGACACAGGAGCCAUGGGGCACCUCACCGGGCUGCCAGAGGUGCAUCACCAGGAGCCGGCUGGGCUGUUGUGACCACAGGCAGCCUAGGACAUGGGAGACCCCCCACGGCACAGACACCCUGACGGACGAGCUGACCAGGGGGCUCUCGGUGCCGGACGGACAGAGGAAAUGCCCGGCUUCGGGGGAAGCUCAGGGCUCGGCAGAGACUCGGCCAUGGACGGAGACGCUCGGCGGGAAGCUGCAGACGCUGCUUGGGGCCAGCCGCGGGGUGGGGCGGUGGGAAGGGGAUGCGGAUGUCAAGUGGGGUGUCUGCUGUGGGGCUGUGUGGAGGCAAGCUCCCAAAUUCCCCGUCCCCUCCCUAAGCCCCAGCCCCCCAUCUGCCCACUGUACCCCCAAAUCACCUCCCAGCCCCCCAAAUCCUCUCCCCGCCCCCUCAGCUACACCUGUCCCCUCAUCCAUUCCCUGCCCCAUAGCCAUGCCCCCCAAAUCGCCCCCAACCCCCUCACUCACUCCCCCUGCCCCCUAUAGCCAUUCCCCUGUCCCCUAAAACUGGCUGGGCCGAUGGGUCUGAGCCGGGGGAUGUUUCUGAGGGUGGAGGCGGGAUACCGGGCUAGAUGGACCCAUGGGUCUGACCCAGGGCUGCUGGUCAAAUCCUUCUCUCUCGGACUGGCUCUGGGCUUUCCUAGCUCUGUUCCCCCAAAGCCCAGGCCCCCCUGGGACAGUUCAGAGCCUGGCUCUCGCCAAGGCCAGCACCUCACUGCAAGGCUCUGGGGGACUUUUCUUUGUCGCUGGCGUGAGGAGACGGCGGAGUGGGGAGCUCAGUGUGGGUCGCGCCCGGGCUCUGGGCAGGAGGCCAAUAAAUACAGGAUGAGAGAAAA
This is a messenger RNA of Chrysemys picta bellii (western painted turtle), 2086 nucleotides long. NCBI's taxonomy places the organism in Eukaryota, Metazoa, Chordata, Testudines, Emydidae. The record is from RefSeq and is a predicted model, not a curated record.